Molecule: messenger RNA, 948 nt
Organism: Penicillium odoratum
Lineage: Eukaryota; Fungi; Ascomycota; Eurotiomycetes; Eurotiales; Aspergillaceae
Exons: 4
Coding region: 1-948 (315 amino acids)
Biological process (GO): D-xylose catabolic process
Cellular component (GO): cytosol
Molecular function (GO): D-xylose reductase (NADPH) activity
Source: RefSeq, a predicted model, not a curated record
AUGACUACCCCCACCAUUAAGCUGAGCAGUGGCUUUGAAAUGCCCCUCGUGGGCUUCGGUCUGUGGAAGGUGAACAAUGAUACCUGCGCAGACCAAGUCUAUAACGCCAUCAAGGCGGGCUACCGUCUCUUCGAUGGCGCCUGCGACUACGGCAACGAAGUCGAGUGUGGCGAAGGUAUCACCCGCGCUAUCAAAGAUGGCCUCGUCAAGCGCGAGGACCUCUUCAUCGUCUCCAAGCUCUGGAACAGCUUCCACGAUGGCGACAAGGUCGAGCCUAUCUGCCGCAAGCAGCUCGCCGACUGGAACAUCGACUACUUCGACCUGUACAUCGUGCACUUCCCCAUUGCCCUGAAAUACCUCGACCCCUCCGUCCGCUACCCUCCCAGCUGGACCACCGCCGACGGCAAGGUUGAGCUGAGCACAGCCUCCAUCCAGGAAACCUGGACCGCAAUGGAGUCUCUCAGUGACAAGAAGCUCGCUCGCAGUAUCGGUGUUAGCAACUUCAGCGCCCAGCUGCUGAUGGAUCUGCUGCGCUAUGCCCGCAUUCGCCCUGCUACCCUGCAGAUCGAGCACCACCCCUAUCUUACUCAGACCCGGUUGGUGGACUAUGCGCAGAAGCAGGGUCUUGCUGUGACUGCUUACUCGUCGUUCGGACCACUCAGCUUCCUGGAGUUGAACCUGAAGGAUGCGCACGGCACCAAGCCGCUGUUUGAGCAUAGUAUUGCGGAUAAGCAUGGACGUACUCCGGCGCAGGUCUUGUUGCGCUGGGCUACACAGAGGAAGAUUGCUGUUAUUCCUAAGAGUAACAGCCCUACUCGCUUGGCGCAGAACUUGGCUGUGAAUGACUUUGACUUGGAGGCGAGUGAGAUUGAGGCCAUCAGUGCUUUGGACAAGGGUCUGCGCUUUAACGACCCCGUUGCUUACGGUCUGGAUAUCCCUAUCUUCUAA